GACGUUUUCGACAGGUGAUUUUCAAUUUAAUUUCAAUCUUUAAAAUUCAAAUAGGAAAUAUUUUAACUAUGGACUUAUAUCAAAUGAAACCAUCUUUAACUUAAAAUAUACAAAAAACAUCAGUAACAUGUAUUUAAUUAUGUAUAUGUUGUUAAACUACUGUUUUUUCCCAUACCGAAAGAACACCAUGGUAACCUAUGAUCAUAACAUAUUAAAAAUAUACUUCCUGACAAUUUUUGGGCACAAAAUAAAACAAAAUCAUGAUUUUAAGUAGGUCCAAGCCAGCACUUCAAUCAAAUAAUGAUUCAAACAAAGAAGUUGGGAGAAAUAAUUCAAAAAGUACUUCACAGUUUGAAGAUUAUUUGAAAAAACGAGAUUAUACUGGUGCAGUAACAUAUUUGGAGUUUAAACAUUUUCCUGAAGAUAAGAGACCAAUCAUUGAAGAGUGGUUAGCAUUUUGUGCAUUUCACAGAGGAGAUUACAAGAAAGCACUUGAUAUUUAUCAGAAUUUACUGAAAUCCAAUACAGUGGGCAAUUAUUCGAUUAAUACCGCUUGUUGCCUUUUUUAUCUGGGUAUGUAUGAAGAAUCCAAAGAACUUUUGCAAAAAGUUCCACUAAAUGGCUUAAGAAACAGACUCAAUUUUCAUCUUUCGCAUAAAUUGAGGGAUGAGGCUACUCUAAUGGAAAAUCAUCAACAGUUACAGGAUGUUUUGGAAGAUCAAUUGAGUUUAGCUGCCAUACAUUAUCUAAGAGCUCAUUACCAGGAAGCUAUUGAUAUUUAUAAGAGAUUGCUUCUCCAGAAUAGAGAAAACAUUGCAUUGAAUAUCUAUGUGGCACUAUGUUACUACAAACUGGAUUAUUAUGAUGUAUCUCAAGAAGUACUUGGUAUCUACUUGAACAGGUAUCCAGAUUCAGUCAUUGCUACUAAUUUAAAGGCUUGCAAUACGUUUCGUCUCUACAAUGGAAAAGCGGCAGAAAAUGAGUUGAAAAACAUAAUUGAUCUAAGUAAUCAUGUUGGUUUUGGUUACGACUUAUUAAAACACAAUAUGGUAGUUUUUCGAGAAGGCGAAGGUGCUAUGCAGGUUUUUCCCUUGUUGGUUGAUGUAGUACCUGAAGCGAGAUUAAAUUUAGUUAUACAUUAUCUUAGGAAUCACGAUACUAAAGAAGCGUUUGAUUUAAUAAAAGAUUUGCAACCUGCUGUUCCCCAAGAGUAUAUUUUAAAGGGAGUCGUUAAUGCAACACUUGGGCAAGAGUUGAAUUCUUUGGAACACAUAAAAGUAGCUGAAGAAUGUUUUCAUUUGGUUGGUAGUUCAACAAGUGAAUGUGAUACGAUUCAUGGAAGGCAAUGUAUGGCAGCUGCUUUUUUUCUGGCAAAUCAAUUUGAAGACGUUUUAAUAUAUUUGACAUCAAUAAAAAGUUACUUGCAUUCAGAUGAUACUUUUAAUUUUAACUUUGGUCAAGCAAAAGUGGCAUGUAACCAAUUCAAAGAAGCCGAAGAGAUAUUUCUAUUAAUUAAUGAUGUUCGAAUAAAAAGUGAUUAUGUUUACAUUUCCAAUUUGACCCGAUGUUACAUUAUGAACCAUAAACCUCAACAAGCUUGGGAACUAUAUAGUAAUUUGGUGAACGGUGCGGAAAGUUUCAAUCUGCUGCUAGUUAUAGCGAACGAUUGUUAUAGAAUGGGAGAAUUUUGGUAUGCGGCCAAAGCGUUUGAUAUGCUCGACAAAAUUGAACCCAAUCCGGAAUUUUGGGAAGGAAAACGGGGUGCUAUUGUUGGAGUCUUUCAAGGCGUUAUAGUACAGAAAUUUCCAGUAGAUAUGUUGGGGGACAUUUUGCAACUUCUUCGAAGCUCGACAUCAAGUCAAGCGGAUCAAAUUGCUAGCGUCAUAAGAAGAUGGGCCAAAGAACAACGUUUAAAUGUUUCCUAAUUUUAACAUGAUUACUAUUAUAAUAGAUUUAUGAAAUGUCAAUAAUAAACUGUAAACCUAGUUUCAUUUCUGGUGACAUAAGAUUAACAUCAUGAGUUAAUUAAGUUGAAUGAAAAUAAAAGAUUUAUGCUUCACCCUAUACAUUGAUUCAAUUUUCGAGUGGAUAAUGAAGCUAGUCUCUUACAACUUCUGAUAUUGUAUCUGAUGUAGAAAUAGUAGUAAAUUGCCGAUUAAUUGGUGUAUAAUAGUGUACUAUUGAUUUAAGCGUUUUCUAUAAAUUAUUUAUAAUUGGUAUAAUGGAGUUUUACUAUAAUGUUUUUCUUAUUUAUUUAUACGAUUUCUAUUCGUUGAAUGAAUUAAUAGACACUGUCUCUUACGUUUUUAAUUUAUUUAAAUACUAUACACUAUACUAAACCAAUCACUUAACUAACUUAAAUAAUUUUUUUUAAUUCUUCGACUACUUUCUAUUUCGGUCUAUUCACUACAACUAUUUAUUAUACAAUGCACCCAACUGCGCUACAUAAACUCCUUAUAUAUAUCAUAAAAGAAUUCUAAAAACUUCUAAAAAAUAAAUGAUACACCUUCCUAGAAAUUAUUCUAAAAAAACAAUGUAAAUAAACCGUCUGCUAUAAUUAAA
Messenger RNA from Diorhabda sublineata, 2562 nucleotides. RefSeq names its product intraflagellar transport protein 56 (gene Ttc26). The transcript is spliced from 10 exons. The record is from RefSeq and is a predicted model, not a curated record. Gene Ontology annotation, cellular component: ciliary basal body; ciliary base; intraciliary transport particle B. Gene Ontology annotation, molecular function: intraciliary transport particle B binding; protein binding. Bases 261 to 1925 code for a protein of 554 amino acids. Lineage: Eukaryota; Metazoa; Arthropoda; Insecta; Coleoptera; Chrysomelidae. Gene Ontology annotation, biological process: intraciliary transport involved in cilium assembly; intraciliary anterograde transport.